Molecule: messenger RNA, 2805 nt
Organism: Effrenium voratum
Lineage: Eukaryota; Dinophyceae; Suessiales; Symbiodiniaceae
Source: the annotation of a GenBank genome assembly
AUGCCUGCGCGCCGGCAGCCUGGGCCGACUCCUCCUGCCAAGAAGCUGAAGACCACGAACGCGGCGCUUCCUGCGGACGAGGAGGUAAACCUGGCCUAUUACCACGCCGUGCAAGAAGAUUGCCAUAAGAUCCUGACGCACCUGGGCGAGGAUUUCCCCUGCCAGCCAGCUGUGGCCAUUGCUAAAGCGAAUGAGGAGUCGGAAGGGGGCAUCCAGGAGCCUUACAGUUCUGAUGCUGCAUCGAGGGCGUUGGGCAACCAAGGGGCUUACGUUGCCGCGGUGAACAUGUUCUGGAUGGACUUCUUGAAAAGCCCAACCCCAGGGGUUCCGCUCCGUCGGAAGUCUGUCGAGGAUCUUGCGGACUACAUCUGGCCUCAGGGGGCGUUGCCGUCUUUUUUGCUGAAGCUCUUGGAAGUCCAAGCUCCAGCGAGCACGACGGUUGCAGAGGUGCCGCAAGGGUUGCAAAUGCUCUCACCCGAAGGCUAUGCUCACGCUGCGCUUUGCGCAUGUGCGCGCGACUUGCCCCAGCACAAGGAGCAGUGGGCAAGGAUUUUGAGAUCCGUCCCUUGCGCCUUUGUGGUUGUACCCAGUGGCGGCAGGGACGUGUGGAUUCAUGCCUGGAACAAGAGGAAUGCCAUUACUCAAGACUAUGAAUCCUUAUCCCGCACGGCUCUGCAGCAAGCGAUUGAGAUUGCAACCUUGAAGUCUCGCUUCGAGGCUGACGAGGGGCGCCCUUUGAACAACGGUGACUUCUUUCAGUUGCUGACGGCUCAAGGUUUGAAGAAAGCUUCCAGCCAGGACGACCUUAGCCCGAACCUCAUCGCCAAUGCCAUUCAGGUGUAUGAAAAAAUCCGGGGGCCUGAGAUGCUGGAGCCGCUGGCGGACCUCGAGACGAGGUACGGCUCCAAGUCGUGCUUGAAUGAGAUGUGCAACUUGCACGCUCUGGCCCAGAAGCCGAAGCCCGAGGCGCGCGUCUUCGUUUUGCAAGGCAUCCACGACCUGGUGGUGAGGGGUCUGGUCAACAAUGAGGACAUCACCAAGACAAGUUUGCGCGGGGACAAGAGCAAUGCUGGAUGGAUCGCCCUUUUGGAGCUCAAGCGCAACUGCUUGCAGCAUUGGCUGACCAUCGAGCUUCCCAAAGCCAAGGUUGCCGACAAGGACCGCAUGCUUUUGAAGGAGAAGCUUGCCUCCCACAAGGCGUAUCGCGAAAACCUUUGCGGGGAAGAUGUCUCUUGGCAAGGAGGGUUGGCACGUUCCUCGCUGGAAGCGCUGCAGCUCCUGGAGAAGCUGGUCUUCAACAAGCACUACGACAAUGGCCUGAAAGGCAUGGCCCGCGCCCACAAGAAUGCCGAGGAGGUGACGGAGCACGACUCCAUUCGCGAGGAUUGGUCCAAGGUUGUGUCUAUGCGGGAGAACGAGCUGAUGGAGGAGGCCGUCAAAGACAAGAUGGACCAGGAAGCCCCGGAAGAAGAGCCGACAGUUCUGGCCUCCAUGCGGAAGCCGCCCACGGCUUUUUCCGAGCACUCGCUCGGUUACUGGACUUCCUUGGCCAACACUUCUGUGCGAAGGCACGUGUCCUUCGUGGUGGUACCCGGGACGCAGGGCCAAAUGCAGCGGCUGGUGGCCCAAAGCUCGCUGAAAGACCUGGAGCGGGAGGAAGGGAAGAAGUUGGUCAUGGUUUGGCUGGACACGGACUUGAUGGGCGAGGCCCCGGGCCCCAAAGCUCAGCCUGGGCUGCGCCGCUCUCUCCCGCUGGAAGCUAAUGGGGAACUGCGUAGCAUUGUGCACGGGACAAUGCAAGCCCGGGGCGCGCAGCUGAAGACCGCAGAAGGAGAAACAACAUGCCCUGCCCCAGGCGAAUUGAUCUGCGUCCACGAUGGCGGCCGCAAGAUCAUGCCCGAGGUGCGCAAGCUUUUCCGCGCCAUGACAUCCAAAGGUGACAUCUUGGACUGUAAUGAAAAGCAGGCCUCCAUCGUCUUCAAUGAAGAAACCAUUCGAGUGCGGAAGCAGCGCAUCAAGAGCUCUGAGGCCUACACGUGCCAAACCUCAAUGAGCAUGUUCACCCGGAGCAUACUGGUUCCGACCAUGAUCCCAGAGAAGCGCCGCGCGCACUACCAGGGCUACAACACAGGCGAUGUCAUUGGCUGGGUGGACGCCGUGCCUGCCAACGCUUUGUGGGAAGCGCCUCGGCCUGUGAAGGAAAAAGUCCUGGGCAAGAAGACGCUGACACUGACCGCCGCCGAGGAAGGCCUGAGCAAGGAUCAGAAGCAGCUGCGGGCAGCAGAGGGCCGCCUCGAAACGGUCUUCAGCGGCACGCGCUUGCCGCAGCAGUUCCACAGUGAGCUGCUGGCGUCGCUGUGCUGCCAAGGCGUUGUAGAUCUCACACCAGGGCAAGGGUUCCUGGAGCAGGCGUGCUUGGAUGCGCGCGUGCCAGUUCUGGCGGUGUGCCUGAGCGAAGCGCACGCGGAGGCGCUGGAAGAGCGCCUGACGAAGUAUUGCUUGUCCAAGUUUGUGGAGCAAGGACACACCCUUUACCGAGAGGGGGCCAACAAGUUCUUGAAGCCAGACGGCUCCAUAAAAGAGGACAAAGGCGACGAUGAGCCCGAGGAAGUGCCAAAACCUAAGCCAAAGGCAAAGCCAAAGGCAUCCAAGAAGAAGAAGCGAGUUGAUGACGACAACUCUGGCGACGAUGAGGAGCCUGAAGAUGACACUGAGGCAGGCGACACUAAGAAGCCCCCGCCGAAGAAAAAGAAGAGCAAGAAGGAAGACGCUGAGGCAUCCUCUGGCUCGGAAGAGCUUUGGUGA